This is a messenger RNA of Anarrhichthys ocellatus (wolf-eel), 3935 nucleotides long. RefSeq names its product BUB3-interacting and GLEBS motif-containing protein ZNF207-like. The record is from RefSeq and is a predicted model, not a curated record. Bases 88 to 1467 code for a protein of 459 amino acids. The transcript has 9 exons. Gene Ontology annotation, molecular function: microtubule binding. Gene Ontology annotation, cellular component: kinetochore; spindle matrix; nucleus. Gene Ontology annotation, biological process: mitotic spindle assembly checkpoint signaling; attachment of spindle microtubules to kinetochore; mitotic spindle assembly. NCBI's taxonomy places the organism in Eukaryota, Metazoa, Chordata, Actinopteri, Perciformes, Anarhichadidae.
CAUCUUUAAUUCCCGUAGCCCUCUCCCUGUAGGUGUGUUGUUUGUAUCGGUCCACUGGGUUAGAAGUGGACUGACAGUCCAGGAAUCAUGGGGAGGAAGAAGAAGAAGCAGAUGAAGCCUUGGUGCUGGUACUGUAACAGAGACUUCGAUGAUGAAAAGAUUCUCAUUCAACACCAGAAGGCCAAACAUUUCAAGUGCCACAUCUGUCAUAAAAAACUGUACACCGGCCCCGGGCUUGCGAUCCACUGUAUGCAGGUACACAAAGAGACAAUUGAUGGAGUUCCUAAUGCAAUACCUGGAAGAAUAGACAUUGAGCUUGAGAUAUAUGGCAUGGAGGGUAUUCCCGAAAAAGACAUGGAAGAGAGAAGAAGAGUGCUAGAACAAAAGAACCAAGGUAUUAGCAACCAAAAUACCUCAAUGAAACUGUCUUUUAUGCUCUAUUCUAGAGACGUAUUAUGCUCUUCCUGCUUUUCAGAGACGCAAAAGAAGAAACAGAACCAGGAUGACUCCGAUGAGAUCGAUGAGGAUGACGAGCCCGGUCCCUCCUUCCAGCAGCCUGCUGCAGGCCAACCCCAGGCCGGUUACAUACCCCCUAUGACCCAGCCGGGCAUUCCUCCUGGCUCUGGUGCUCCAGGGAUACCACUGGGCAGCUACUUGGGAAUCCCCCCAAUGAUGCCAGGUGUGCCACCAAUGAUGCCAGGAAUGCCUCCCUUAAUGCCAGGAAUGCCUCCGGGGAUGAUACCAAUGGGCGGGUUGAUGCCUCCAGGCCCCGGGAUGCCACCAAUGAUACCAGGCAUGCCUCCUCCUGUGGGCCACCGUCCAGGCCUCCCACACAUGGCUCAGGUUCCCUCUGCUGCAAACGUGCUGACUAGACCUGCUGUUCCUGCUGCCGCUGCCCCCUCAGCCCAGCCCGAUGUCACAAAGCCUCUGUUCCCCAUUGCUGGACAGAGCCAGCAGUCAGGGCCCCCCCACCCUCCUCCCUGUCCCUCCUCUGACCCCUCAAAGCCCACAUUCCCGGCCUACACUCAGGCCACCGUAGCUGUGGUCAGCCCCAAUGCUGGCAGCAGUACGGUUUCAAAACCUCCCUCUACUGUGACCAGUAAGCCUGCUACCCUCACCACCUCCAGUGCAACCAGUAAGUUGAUCCACCCCGAUGAGGAUAUCUCACUGGAAGAGUUGCGGUCUCAGUUGCCGAGGUACCAGCGCAGCGCUCCCCGCCAAGGCCAGACCAGCGCUGCUACCCCGUCAGUUGGUCCUGUCGGGGGCAUGAUGGCACCUCAGCAGUCCGGCAUGAGGCACCCUAUACCUGGCCAGUAUGGUGGUCCACCCCAGGGGAUUCCAGGCUACAUGCCCGGAGGGAUGCCUCCAUAUGGACUGGCCCCUCCCGUGGCUCCCCCAGGGUACCAGGGAGCCCCUCCACCCAUGGGUAUGAGACCCCCUGUCAUGUCUCCUGGAGCCCGCUACUGAAGCCUGCCAUCCUCUCUUCAAUAGGUUUGGACACUCAACCCUUUUCUAAUGUCCUCAGCUGCUAGUAGACAAGCCAGUAUUGGUGUUAUAGUACCCCGACGUACUGUUUAUUCUACUACUGAGCUCUGAGGAAGAGACACUGAAUAAACGGCAAACAAAAGAGCUAUGAAAGCAUCACAGAGCGUUGGGAAAUAUUUACACUGUACCUAACCAAGACUAUGACCUGUUGUUUCAAACCCUCUCUGUUCUGUGGCUUCUUUUCCUUCUCAUGUUUCAUUCAGGUGUAUAGAAGUAUAGUAGAUAUGGUUCGUAGUGUUGUGAAGGCGCUGGAGUUACAUGGGCAGUUCCCACCCUUUAUCAAGGCAAGUCUUAUGUAAAUACGUUUCUGUUCUAAGCUAAACAGUGAGGCCUUCACAGCACGUAGUGCUGUUGGACUUUGUGUCCCCAACUUUGUUUGGUGAGGGCUUCAAAUAUCUGUUUAUGCAUUCAUUCUGUUUCAUGUUUAUAGUUCCUAUAACCCUAAAUAGUUGAAGUACGAAAUGAAGUGGCAUAUGCAUUUGCUGUAAAACUGUACUGUAAUAAAAUGUGGCAAAAAUGUAAGACUCUUCUUUGCGGGACGCGAGUGGGAAAAGAGACGUCGCAGCAGGUUUGUACUCCACAGGUUGAAAAGUAUCAACAGAAAUGUGCUUUUAUGCUUUUUGAGUUGAAAUUAAAAAUGUUGGUGAAUGUUUUAUUUAGGCUCUAAGCAGUGUAUUGUUUAUUCCUGUUAUUAUUGAUGCUCUGUACAUGGCGUGUAAGUUGUACAGCUGCAUAACUUCCGGGUGGUUGUAGUGCUAAAACCCCGAUUUCUCUUCUCCCUGUAGCGAUGCCAUGGGGGACUGGCUGAGGCCCUGUCUCAGUGUAGCCCUGUUUCAGCCCGAGGCAAGUCUCACCAUUUUCUGUCUUCUCAUUCAUUACCAGGGGCCCUCACAGCUUACACGCUGUUGGAUCGCAAUGUCCCCAAACUUGCAGCAAGUUUGGUGAAGGCCCUUGUUUGUGUUUUCUUCAGGCAUGUUGGCUCAUGUUUACUAAGCUUUUGGUUUUACGUAGUCCUACAGUCUACAGCAGUUUACUGCCUGAAACAUUUACCGGGUGGUCAAAAUCAAAUAAUUUGUUACAGACGGCAUUAACGGCCAGACACAUACAUACAAUGUUUUGUUGGGAGGUUUGUGAUGAAAACAUAUGCUUGUAAAAUGGCUGCACUACUUAAUCCUGUUUGUUUCAUCAGCUGUCCUCACUUGAUCAUUUGCAUUUAACUACUUGCAUGAAGGAGAAUCCGAACCAGUAACAGGUUAGUUAAAGCUGUAAGUACCACUGCUGUGAUUUUAAUUUCUUUCAACCUGUGUUUUGUGUGCACACACAAUGAGACGUUAAUGUCUGUCACCUUUUUAUGAAAAACAUGAAACGAGCUCUUAACAAUUCUUCAGCAUUUUACAUUAAUGGCAGCCGUUUGGUUGUAUGAUUGUUAGGAAUAACUCGGGGCAUAAAUGGUAAAUAUUUAAGUGUGCAACACAUUUCUAUCUGCUGAAUGUUAUUGUUUCUCAACAUAGGUUUUGAUGGGAAUAACCUCCAGUUAAACUGAUUUAAUUAUUGUUAAUACAGGCAGAGUCUUCUCUGGUAAGUAUGAGCGCAUCACGUCUGUCGUUUAUGGUAAUGCUAAAAUGCUAAUAGGGGCGUGUUCAGGGAGUGGCACCAACCACUCCAGGUGCUUCCUCAUUAUCAUAAACUAUGUUGGUGCUUCUUUGUGGUCUGGGGCGGGGCCUUACUUUUUGUCCACACAGGCUCAUUUAUUUAAGUUUCGCUGACACUUUAUACUUUAUUUUUGUUUUGUUUUUGUGUGCAACCAACUUUUGAAAGUACAAAUACUUUGUGAGGUUUUAAAGGUUCUCAAUAAGAUAUUCAGAGCAGAGGAAGUGGAAGAUUCAUAUUUGUACAGUGCCACUGUGUUGUGAUUGGAAGGUCUAUUUAUCUUUUUAAAUGAAGAUUUGAAGCAGAAGAAUGGAAUAAGUUGUAGGACACUGUAAUUAGUAAAAAUAGAUAUGAGUAGUGGAAACAAAGGGUCAAGUACUGCCAUUUCGAUGCAUGUGUGUAAUAUAAUUCAUAUCAUCCCAGUCAAGAGUCUGGACAAGCCACUGUUUGCUAAUCCAGUUAAUCUUCACCAAUGCUUUGCUGAAGAGUUCAGUUAAAUGAAAAUAUACAUGUUCUGCUGCUUAUUAGUUAUUUCAUACCUUGUCUGAGAAUAUGAUGGUAGCCGGUUUAGAAGCUUCUGUAUUUUUAUUUUUUUGAGCUUUUAAGUUAUGUGAAAAACUGAAGCUUGAUCGUGAAUAUUUGUUUUAGGAUCGGUCCUUCUACUAGAUUUUAUGUGAUUUCUCUACUAAUGUCUGAAUAUAAACUUUUUUCUUUCAAUAAACAAGCUCAUAAACCCUUAA